Suillus discolor is the source of this 2292-nucleotide messenger RNA. RefSeq lists its product as uncharacterized. The coding region runs from base 1 to 2292 and encodes 763 amino acids. The transcript is spliced from 10 exons. The record is from RefSeq and is a predicted model, not a curated record. NCBI's taxonomy places the organism in Eukaryota, Fungi, Basidiomycota, Agaricomycetes, Boletales, Suillaceae.
AUGGCCCCAGGGACGAUCAGGCUUGUUUGUCAGGCUCCAGGCUGCAACCAUAUAUUCAAAAACAAGUCUGGUCUGACAAAGCACAAUCACACGAAGCAUUUGGUACUCCCACAGAUCAACCGAACUGUCCUAGGUCCUGGCUUCAUAUCUCCAAGGGCACGAUCUCCAACUCCAGCAAGGGAAAAUGAUGAUCAUUUUCAUCAUGGUGCAGAGGAUGAGCAGGAGAAUCCAGGAUUCGUACCCAAAGAAGGUACUUGGGUGGACAUGGGACACUUGUUCUGUGUGUUCCAUCCACAUCUCACAGGGCUUAAAUGUGACGCUGAUGGUGCAUUUAUUGAGCAAGAUACGCCUCCCUUGCCGCAUAUGGAUGCCCCACCAACCGACUGGACACCUUAUCAAAACAGAGUUGAAUUCAAGACAGCAGAAUUCCUCUUCACGCAGAACCAAAUGUCCACAAAGCAAAUUGACACGCUCCUCGACUUAUGGGCUGCAACCCUCAUCAGGCACAAUGAUGCUCCUCCCUUCGCAAACCACAAGGACAUGUAUGCAGCCAUUGAUGCGACCCCACUAGGUGAUGUCCCCUGGAAGAGCUCCAUGAUGUGCUACAAUGGCAUCAAACUACAACAAAUCCUGACUUUGAUGGGGAAAUCGAAUUUUCGCCCUACUGAUCUUAUUGCUCAAAAUCUGGAGACCCAUGGUUCAACAUUUGUGCCACUGAUCAUGGGAAGUGACAAGAUAAUCAUCUUGGUUGCUACUGGACAUACGGAGUAUCACCCACUUUACCUAUCAAUUGGUAAUAUUUUCAAUAGUGUGCGACGUGCACAUCGCAAUGGUGUUGUACUUGUUGGGUUUCUUGCUAUACCAAAAAGCACAAGAGAACAUAAUGGGUGCAGUCAUUACAGAAACUUCUGGCAACAACUCUUCCAGCGGUCCCUGGCAAUUUUUUUUGAAUCUGUGAAAAUGUGUCUGGCAGAUCCCAAAGAUCUUGACAGUGGUCAGCCUUGUCUGCAUCGGCGUGAAGAACACACAGAAUUACUUGUUGACCAACUGACGUGUAAACAGCUGUGGUUCAAGUAUGGCAUCAUUGGCGAUCUCAUUCCAUUCACCAAUGAUUUUCCUCAUGCGGAUAUCCAUGAGCUUCUCUCCCCCGAUCUUUUGCACCAAAUCAUCGAGGGAACUUUCAAAGACCACUUAGUUGAUUGGGUGGAAGAGUACUUGACAAUCACACAUGGUGCUCACCAUGCAGCCGAAAUUAUGGAUGAUAUUGAUCGCAGGAUAGCAGCAGUCUAUAUACCUGCAAUCAAAGAUCACGUUCCUGAAGACAUAACAUGUGCGUUUAGUGUGUGCCUCGAUUUUUGUUAUCUUGUACGGCAUGAGGCUCUCACUGAAGAUGAUUUUCUACAAGUCCAAGAAGCCCUGGACCGUUUCCAUCAAUACCGGGAGAUCUUCAAGACAAGCGGUGCGACAAAGUCAUUUUCUCUUCCCUGCCAGCAUUCUAUGUGUCACUACAUCUUGAUGAUCCGACUUUUCGGGGCACCCAAUGGCCUUUGCUCCUCCAUAACGGAGUCUAAACAUAUUAAAGCAGUAAAAGAACCCUGGCACCGCUCUAGCAGGUUCAAGGCAGUUGGUCAAAUGCUGCUAACAAACCAGUGCCUCGACAAAAUUGCAGCUGCCCAUGCAGAUUUUGAGGCACGUUGUGUCCUGGAUGUCAAUACACUUGGCCUUCAACUCAACCUUCGGCAUUUCCCUGCCAUGAUUCAAGAAUUCCUCCACAACCAACUCCAUUUGAUGGACCCCAACCCUGCUCCUUUCAAUCCUGCAACAGCCCCGAUAUUCUUGGGGAAAGUGACACUUUUUAACUCUGCUGCUGCAAUAUUCUAUGCGCCUAGUGAUCUGAGCGAUACUGGAGGCAUGCGCCGUGAGCAUAUCCGGUCAACACCAUCAUGGCGGGGUGGUGCAGCUAGGCAUGAUUGCAUUUUCGUUAAUUUGGAUGCUGACAUGGACUCUCCCAUGGGCGGGCUUGUGGUUGUGUGGUAUCGAACAUCAUAUUUUCCUUGUGCCGUUGUCCAUUGGUACUCUCACAUACUUGAAAGAUGUGAUCUGGACACGGGCAUGCAUAUUGUCACACCUGCAACAACUGACAAUGGUACUCCAGAUAUUUCAAUUAUCCAUAUUGAUUGCAUCUUUCAUGCUGCCCACCUCAUUCCAGUAUACAGGGCAAAUUUUAUUGCUCGUGGAACUAAUCCGCAUGACUCGUACAAUGACUUUGACUCACUGUCGAGAACUUUCUAG